Messenger RNA from Saccoglossus kowalevskii, 447 nucleotides. Its product is annotated as acyl-coenzyme A thioesterase 13-like. Lineage: Eukaryota; Metazoa; Hemichordata; Enteropneusta; Harrimaniidae. Gene Ontology annotation, molecular function: fatty acyl-CoA hydrolase activity. The record is from RefSeq and is a predicted model, not a curated record.
AUGGCGGCAUCCAGCGCUGCACAGGCAGCAAAAGAGAUCAUUCGACGAGUUUGUAUUCCAACUACAUUCAACGGUUUACUUAGAAAGGCGAAUGUCAUAUCAGCCAAGCCAGGUGAACUUUGCUGUGAGAUGGAAGUCGAAAGCAUUCAUGCUAAUAGAUAUGAUGCAUUGCAUGGGGGAAUGACAUCUACUAUGAUUGAUACGUUAUCAACAAUUGCUGUGCUGGUUCAUCAUAAAGAAUUUAUAAGUCCUGUCAGCACUGAUCUAAAUGUAUCGUUUUUGAAAGGAGCUUCGAUUGGAGAGAAGUUGUUUAUUAAUGCCAAGAUUUUGAAAUCAGGGAAAUCGUUUAUGUUUAUAACAGUUGAUAUUAAGAACGAUUCUGGGAUUUUAAUAGCACAAGGAAGACAUACAAUGGCUAGUGCUCCUUCAAACAAAGCCUGUGUGUAA